This is a messenger RNA of Dromaius novaehollandiae (emu), 6326 nucleotides long. RefSeq names its product Rho GTPase activating protein 28 (gene ARHGAP28). The transcript is spliced from 16 exons. The coding region runs from base 491 to 2359 and encodes 622 amino acids. NCBI's taxonomy places the organism in Eukaryota, Metazoa, Chordata, Aves, Casuariiformes, Dromaiidae. Gene Ontology annotation, molecular function: GTPase activator activity. The record is from RefSeq and is a predicted model, not a curated record. Gene Ontology annotation, biological process: regulation of actin filament polymerization; regulation of small GTPase mediated signal transduction; signal transduction. Gene Ontology annotation, cellular component: cytoplasm.
GGAGAUAAAGGACUCUGGCAGCGUGGUCCUGACCGCCUACCAUCCCCACAGCCCCGCUAGGAUGCCAGGCAUGGAGCAGAGCUUUGGGCAAGAGAUCCCCUCCAGCCACUCGCCCUCUAGCAGGAAAUGGAUAAAAGGUUUAAGUUCUGACACAAACAGGAAAACACACUAAGAGGAUUUAUCCUGAAGGCAUCUACUCUUUAAAUAGUGAUGGAGCAGUGUGAGUCUGUUUCCCACAAGGGCCAGAAGCGCCACUGCUCUUUGUUCCUCCAGCCCUUGCAUGACUAGAGGCAGAAUAUCCUAUCACAGGCUGUCAGAUAGCUCCCAGAAUACGCAAGUUCGUGAUCGCAGGCUGAGGAAGGACUUACAGCCACUAGGAGCAUGAAGAAGUGGGGUUUCAGAAGUACUCUGCCCUGCUUCUUUAAGGAUAACACCAAGGCUUGAUUCUGCUCCGAGAAAAUCUCUCUCUCGCUGCCGAAGGAUUAACAGGAUGCUUUCCAAUGAGCCUACACCUCCUCCUGCGUUCAGUCGUUCCAACUCACAGGUGUCCAUGGACAGCACCUCCAUGGAGGACUUCUGGUGCGAAGUGGAGAGCAUUAAGGAGAGCAGUGAAGACGGGCCUGAAGAACCAACACUCUUGGAGUUCAAACCUGCGGAUGAAGGGGAGCUGGAGGCUGAAUGGCUGCAAGACGCGGGUUUGUCGACACUGAUCUCGGGAGCCGAAGAGGAGGAUGGCCAAGCCCUGCUGUCCACCCUGACACGAACGCAAGCUGCCGCAGUACAGAAGAGGUACAACACCUACACUCAGACACUGAGGAAGAAGAACAAGCACACCGUCCGGGAUGUGCGAGACAUCUUUGGCAUCAAUGACUCUUCUCCCACAUUUGAGACAGUUCCAGUGUCACCAGUUCCUUCUAAUGGUAUCCAGCUUCCUGGGCAGAAGCCAGUUUGGAAAUCAGUUAGCUCUAAUAGCUGUCUAGACUGUGGACUAGAUAAAGGCAGCCCAUCGGUAACAGAAGAGCUCUCCUAUGAGGUUUCUUUCUCAGAAUCCAUCACAGUCGUUCCAAAAACCAGAGAAUGGCAGAAAAACCAGAGAUUCAAAAAGGACACCUCUGCUUUGCCUAAAUUCAUUGUCCAGAAGAGCCGAUUUGGAUUGACAGAGGUUGGAGACCUUUCUCCUGAGGACAUGAAAAAGAUCCGCUACCUCUCCCUGAUUGAGUUAACUGCCUUCUAUGAUGCAUUGGGGGUGGAACUGAAGAGGAACAGAACGGAAAGGAUCAAAGGACGAGAAAAUGGUCUUUUUGGAGUCCCUCUCACAGUACUGCUGGAAAAUGAUCAAAAGAAGGUUCCAGGCAUAAAAGUUCCCCUCAUCUUCCAAAAAUUGUUACUCAAACUUGAGGAAACAGGUUUAGAAACUGAAGGAAUUCUUCGAGUGCCUGGAUCUGCCUCAAGAGUUAAGAAUCUCCAUCAAGAACUUGAGGCAAAAUUUUACGAAGACACUUUUGACUGGGACCAAGUACGAAAUAAUGAUGCAGCAGGAUUGCUGAAAAUGUUUAUAAGAGAACUCCCAAGCCCGCUCUUCACAGUAGAAUAUCUACCUGCUUUCAUCACAUUAGUGGAAAAAAUCUCCAAGAUCAAGUUGCAACUACAAGCCUUGCAUCUGCUGAUCAUGCUGCUGCCUGAAGCCAAUAGAGAUGCAGCAAAGGCCUUUCUUCAGUUCCUGAAGAAGGUGGUUGCCAAUGAAGGGAAAAAUAAAAUGAAUCUGUGGAAUGUUUCUAUGAUUGUUGCACCAAACCUCUUCAUCUACAAAGGCAAACGUGCAAACCAACAAGAAAUGCAAGCAGCUGCCACCACAGCACACAUUGUGCGGCUUUUAAUUAGGUAUCAGGACAUCUUGUGGACAGUGCCAUCCUUCCUGAUUUCCCAGGUGAGAAAAAUGAAUGAGGCAGCAAUGAACAACAGCAAGAGGCAGCUGAUGUUUGACAAAGGUGUGAGAAAACUUCUGAGGAGAAAGACCAUGGAGAGGGAGAGACCUGAAAGACCAGAGGGAGCGGUCACUUUUCCCCCAUACCUGCAGUCUGACAUACCCGAGGGAGUGAUAAGAGUUUAUGCUCCACUGCAUUCAAAAGUCUCUAUGGCUAUUCAACUCAACAGCCAAACAAAAGCCAAAGACAUCCUGGCUCGAUUCCACUGUGAAAACAGUCGUGGAUCAUCACAGAACAUGGGAGGCCAGAUCCAAAGUUUACAUGAAAUUGGAGGAAAUAUAGGUCAGCACUGCCUGGACCCGGAUGCCUACAUGUUAGAUGUUUACCGUGCAAAUCCUCAGGCAGAAUGGGUGAUAAAGCCAAAAGCAAGCUGAAGCGCGAGGCGCCGGCGCGCUGGACAAAGGCCAAAGGGACAACCGCGAUGCCUGCCGUUUUAUGAAGCUCAUACCAUAGAUUCAAGCAAAAUGGUAGCUCCGGGACAGAACUCCUUCCUACUGUACUGUACAGCCGAUGUUCACCACGUACUGAUUUUGGUAUGAGAACUAUCACUCCAGUUUCUGGCAUUUUGCAAAACAUCACAUCGGUUCUGCUUCGGAUUAUACUUGUGCCAGCGGGCCCAGGAGUUAAGGAGGAAGGACCAAGGUACCGAGGCACAGAAAACAACCUGUCGCAUACAGAGUUGUUCAUUUCCUGAGCUGGUGUUAGCACAUGUAUUUUUGAAAAGGGAAGACUCCAGGGGCAUCCUAGGAUGCAUGAAACACUACCGAUCAUGAAAGCAUCACAGAGACCUUCAAGAUGAGACUGUAUCUCUAAGACAUGCAACGCAGGAGCUCUACCUACAGCAGUGCCAAAAUGUAGCUGUGAGAGAAAAGCAAACCUUUCUGCUAAAACCUGUGCUGUGCGCAUUACUGCAAUAUUUAUGUCUCUCCACAUUGGUACCUGACACUGGCAGGGAGACAGGUGGGGGGAAGAACAGCUAUACCACUUUAUGCAUGUAGCACUGUUCAGUCUAUCAGUCUUCUGAAACCAUCUGUCUCUGGAUCACAUUACUGUGCAUAGUUGUAGUACCGCAAACCAGUUUUUUUUUUUUUCCCCUCCUUUCUUCCCCUACCACACAUGCACCAAGUGAUAGCUUCAGAAGACAAAUGCUAGGCGAGAGAAGGCAUAUUCCCUCAGCUCCAUCUUUUACUUAGAUACUAAGUAAAAGGUCUUCUACAUCUUUUACAUAGAUCUACAUCUGUGGAAUUCCAUAAUAUGACAAAUGUGUUAAUGGUGUCACUUACAGACAUCACCUUUUUUGUUAAACUUUAUCAUUUCUUAAUUUGUAACCUAAUUCUUUUUCUUUUGUUUAUUUUAGCUUAAAUAUAUAAGCAACUUUUAUACUAUUCAGCAGCACCGAGAAGAAAGAUCUUUGUCUGGAUCUUGUAUAAUACAGCAUGGAGAAGAAUAAGAGCUUCCAGUGAAGCAGAGGGAUUUAAUACUAUUUAACAUUUACAAAUUAGGGCCUAAAGACCACAGCUAAGCUAGGCUCAGUUGUGCUAGGAAUUUCACAAAUAAAUAACAAAUCGCAGCUCCUUUCACAGGCCAUUUACAGUCUAUGAAAAAAACACAGGCCAACAAGAGAAACAGUGAACUGUAACUGUGUUAGGAACAACACCAAUAUAAUAGAGUAUGUCCAGUUUGCAGUCUGUCACAAGGGUGAGCACCAUUCUUCAACAAAUUGGGUGGUUUGGGACUACACUUAAUAUAACUAAGCAUGUUUGUUAUGUAUGGAAAUCAUGUCUCUGGAAAACCAGAAUUAUUUUUUCAGCUUUGCCUUCAAAAACUGGGAACUAACGCCAUUGAAUAUAAUGUGACGUCCCUGCUGCUGGAUGACUAUCCUGCACAACGAAUUCACCCACAGUCUGAUCAGUGGGUUGAGUUUGUACCCUGGACGCACACAUAGGGCAGAGGCUCCAGCUACAGCCACCUGAUAGGAAUGGAAGAGGGUUAUGAACCAAGCCCCUGAAGUGACCAUGGAGCAUGUUGUCCUACAGAGAAAGCCUCUAACUUGUGAUGAUCUGCUGCCACAGUGUGCUAAUGAUUUUCACAUUUUAGAACCCCUACUUUUGGUUCAAAGUUAAUCAUGUUCUCCAGUAUUUAACUUUCCCUGUUAGCGUUCAGUGAGAGAAAUCAACCUCUAAUCAGUAUUUUUACCAGCAACAAUAAUGUCUACAGAGGACAGAUUUUGUCUUUCUUCUUUUCUUUCGCCCUUUCUUUCUUGAGACAAACUAUGAUUAAAAUUUAGCAACAUUAUUCUCUUUUCCUUAAAACUCUAUGUAAUUUUUAACUUUCAAAUUUUUUUUUCUUAACACUAAUGGAUGCAUAGAUGCAGCCAGGCUAAGACCAGGACAGUUGUCCUAUAAAAUACACUGCUUGUUUUGACAACUAUUUAUUUUAAGUAUAUGAGAGAUUGUAGAUCUGUCAUUUGUUCAUAGGACUAAGCAUUAACAUUCUGUCCCCUGCCUUGUUCUUGAUUCCCUUUAGUUCCUUCUGUGGCCAUGGACAGCUCUUUCUUCUAGGCUUUCUGUGCUGCCCUCUUUUUUAAACAGGACCAGUACUUUCCUUAUAAAGGUAACAUGAGAAUUAGCUGAAGUUAAAUUCAGCUCUCAGACACAUCUGAGCAAGUCCCUGAGUGGAACAGGAGUUGUAAACAUCCGUCUAGGAGGGACAAACUCAGCAAAGGGAUUUUAUGCAGAAAGUUCUUUGAAUACAAAGAGCACAAUAUAAAUGCUAAGCAUCAUUGUAUUUAUUACCAACGAAAGAGCUUUUAUGAUUAUACAGCAAGCCUGAACAUUGACUAAAGGAUUUGAAAUGUCAUAGCAAACAAGGUAACUUUUUCUUCAGUACUUUCACACAGACACAUUGACCUUCUCUGUCUUGCGCACUCCAGCCUGUGUUUUUAAUAGCCAUACAAGGGAAAAGAUUGUACUGAGCACCUACAGGUUCAGACUGAAGCCUACUCGGUAUGUUCUGGACUCUGAAAUGAGGACUUCACCAAAAAUGUUUCUUAAAUAAAUCUCAUUACACUUUGCAAAGAAUACAAGGGGUUUUUGGAACACCUUCACCUCUUUCCACUUUGCAAAUGAAGAAAGCCAAAUCUGAUGUAAUGAAAUCCAUCCUAUGAACACUUGUUUUAUAUUAAGAUUGCCUAUAACUUUAUAAGACAUGCAUAUCAGCAGAUGAACUAGAUUCUACAUACAGUGCCCAGACUACUACAAUACAGCCAAACACCUGCUGUCUCUGCAGAGUGGCAAAAUUCUUUUUUGAUGCAAAUGAGAGCAAGACCUAAUGACCCAUGUGUAUUGCAGUAAGUACCAUUACACAUUAAGUUGUUUUGUGUUGUUGUGGUACACUAACUUGAAUUAAUACACAGCAGACAAACUGAAAAAUCACUCCGACAUUUAUAAAUUUGAUGUCUCAACUUUAAGCCUUAUAUUUUAAGAUGCAGGUGGAGGCACCUGCAAUUUUGCUCCUCCUAACAGCACUUGCAGUCAAACCAAAGUUAUAAUAGUAUUGUCAUCAAAUCAACAUAUGUGGAAAGCUAUUAAUAAGAAAGUGGUAGCAUGCAGGGAGAAACAUUUUCAGCAAACUCCAAAGACGCCUCAAAGCAUUUACAUACUCCAUGGUUCUACAAAGAUAGCAUUUUGCAUAUCAACCAUAUUUAUAGAGAGUAUUGCCAAAAGGUAGGUAUUGGAAACAGACUGGAAUGCUCUAACCUGUUUAUACAGGUAUUUUUAUAACGUGCGGUGUGUGCAAAUGUCUCUGUGUCUACGUAUACUGUAAACUACCUCACUCUGCAUUUUCCAGGAAAAAACGUUUUGGCUUAGAGGUUUCUUACUCCAAAGCUUUGUGUUAUUAAUUUCACCUGUGUCUACCAGUCUUUUACAUUGAUAAGCAGCUUCUCCUCACAAGGGGCAAGAGUUGGAAAUUAGCUAAAAGAAAAUAUAUUAAAAUACGUAUUUCAAGAUACGAAUGAAAUUUUGUCCAAACCAUAUUGCCUCAGCUACUGCUUGUAAUGUGAACCUUGCAAGACAAAAUGUUGGGGUUAAGAGCUAAAAAAACACAAACAUAUUAUGUUUCAGUUUUUAUUUUUCAAUGGCUUUCCAUUAAUGUGUGCCUUCUCUGGAAAAUAAUACAAUGCCACUAACCAAAGCAAAAUGUUUGUAUGUAUUACACUCCUCAUUAUAAUGUUAAAUGUCUUGUUGAAGUAAACCCUACACCUAUUAGUGUAUUUGUACAGUAGAAUGUGUUCACUGUAUUGUAUCCAUGUCAAAAAUAAAAACAAUACAAACAAAAUAA